AUGGCUACAAAUCUGCUUCGGAACGUGAUAGUUAUCGGCGGUUCGUUCGUCGGACGAGCAACAGCCCAAGAGCUCGCAAAAGUGAUCCCUUCGACACACCGAGUUCUUUUAAUAGAAGGCCACAGCCAUUUCCACCAUCUAUUCACAUUCCCUCGCUUUGCAAUUGUUCCGGGCCAAGAGCAUAAGGCCUUUGUACCCUACAGUGGUAUCUUCUCCAGCCUCCCAAAUUCGGCUUCCCAUGGCGUGAUUCAGGCUCGAGUCCUGUCGGUUCAAUCGCAGUAUGUAGAGCUCGACCGGGAGUGGCAGGGGUCUCGACAAAUCCCAUUUGAUUUUGCUGUGAUCGCAACCGGAACACGGCUAUCCAAACCUGCCGCAAUGGAGUACGACGAUAAGCCAUCGUCUAUUGAUUAUUUGCAGAAGCACCAAGCAGACAUCAAGAGAUUCCAAUCAAUUUUAAUAGUUGGAGGAGGUGCUGUUGGUGUGCAGAUGGCGACCGAUUUGAAAGAGUACUAUCCGCACAAGGAGGUCAAGGUAGUGCAGUCACGGCCUCGGGUGAUGCCAAACUUUCACCCUGAACUGCAUGAACUCAUCCAGCGAAGAUUCAAUGAGCUCGGUAUCAAGCUUAUUACUGGAUCCAGAGUGACCGUUCCAGAGGAAGGAUUCCCUACAGAUGGCACUCCUUUUAAAGUACAGCUUACGAACGGCACCACUGAGUCCACCGAGUUCGUCAUUCUAGCGACGGGACAAACACCAAACAACCAAUUGGUCUCCGAUCUUGAACCUUCGGAAAUUUCAGGUCCAUCCGUUAUUAAUCCCGAUAACGGAUUUAUUCGCAUUCGGCCCACUAUGCAGUUUAUGGAUGAGAAGUACUCCAAUAUGUUCGCAGUGGGCGAUAUCGCCGACACAGGUGCACAGAAAGCUGCGCGACCGGGCUCGGCCCAAGCAGUCGUGGUCGCCAAGAAUAUCCAAGCCUUGAUCGAAGGGCGUAAGCCGACAGAAAUUUAUGUGAAAGGACCAGGUGCCAUUCACUUAACCUUGGGCAUGAAACACAACGUGAUAUUCCGUAACCCGAAUACAGCCGAGGGUCAAACGACACCAUGGAUCAAUGAAAAGCAAGACGGUCAAGAGGAUAUGAAUGUGGAAGCCAUGUGGCAAAGGCUCGGGAUCUCAGUGGAUAACCCCCGUCAAUAUCACCUCUAA
This is a messenger RNA of Penicillium atrosanguineum, 1200 nucleotides long. Its product is annotated as NAD(P)/FAD-dependent oxidoreductase. NCBI's taxonomy places the organism in Eukaryota, Fungi, Ascomycota, Eurotiomycetes, Eurotiales, Aspergillaceae. The coding region runs from base 1 to 1200 and encodes 399 amino acids. The transcript is spliced from 6 exons. Gene Ontology annotation, molecular function: flavin adenine dinucleotide binding; electron-transferring-flavoprotein dehydrogenase activity. The record is from RefSeq and is a predicted model, not a curated record. Gene Ontology annotation, cellular component: cytoplasm.